AUGCUCGUCACUCUACCUUUGCCGAGUCGAAUAGUGCAAUACUUUCCACGUGAACUUGUUGCCGUUCUCCAGAAGUUCGCCUUCUACAGCUUUGCCGCCAUGCUUAUUGUGCCUUGGUUGUUUUGCGUUUACCGCAUUGUCACAAUCCCUCUAGGUCGGAAGAAGCUCGUCAAGUACCCCCUCGACGAACGGGUUGCUCCCAAGGUGGUCGUGGUGAUGCCUGUUUACAAGGAACCUGCAGAGACAUUGUGGGCUGCUCUGAAUUCAGUGGUUCAAUGCGACUAUCCUCCUGCCUGUAUACAUGUGUUUCUGUCCUUCGAUGGAGACAGCAUCGAUGAAUUGUACCUGAAGACAAUCGACCAGUUGGGCAUCCCUAUCACUCUGAAAGACUUCCCAAAGUCUAUCGACGUCGCUUUUCAGGGUGCAAGGGUUACAGUGUCUAGAUUUCCCCACGGCGGUAAGCGGCAUUGUCAAAAGGCAACCUUCCUUCUCAUCGAUAAAAUAUACAAGCGGUAUCUGCAGCGGAAAGACGAUCUUUUCAUUCUGUUCAUUGACUCCGAUUGCAUCCUGGAUCCAGUCUGCAUCCAAAAUUUCAUGUACGACAUGGAGCUGAAACCUGGCAACAAGCAUAACAUGCUGGCAAUGACCGGGAUCAUAACUUCAUGCACGAAGAAGAACUCGUUCUUGACAUUGAUGCAAGACAUGGAAUACGUUCAUGGCCAGUUAUUCGAGCGUUCCGUCGAAUCGGGAUGUGGUGCAGUGACUUGCCUGCCCGGCGCUCUGACUCUACUGCGGUUCUCGGCGUUUCGAAAUAUGGCAAAAUUCUACUUCUCUGACAGAGCAGAAGAGUGCGAGGACCUCUUCGAUUAUGCGAAGACGCACCUUGGGGAAGACCGAUGGCUCACGCAUUUGUUCAUGCUGGGGGCGAAAGAGCGCUAUCAGAUCCAAUUGAGCACAAGUGCCUUUUGCAAGACAGAAGCAGUGCAGACAUUUCGGUCGCUUCUCAAACAGCGACGCCGCUGGUUUCUAGGAUUCAUCACCAAUGAGGUGUGUAUGAUGACGGAUGCUCGCCUAUGGAGGAAAUAUCCCCUGCUCUGCCUUCUUCGUUUCAUGACUGUCACGAUCAGGACGACGGCGCUGCUGUUCCUGGUCACCGUCAUAGCUGUGGCCACAACUUCGAGCCGCGUCGAACGACUGCCGUGGGAGUUCAUGUGCAUCUCUUGCGGAUUGAAUUGGCUGUUGAUGCUUUACUUUGCCGUCAAGUUGCACCGCUGGAAGGCAGUCUUGUAUCCGAUCAUGUUCAUGCUCAAUCCCUUCAUGAACUGGGUAUAUAUGGUAUAUGGCGUUUUCACAGCUGGGCAGAGAACCUGGGGAGGGCCUAGAGCAGAUGCUGGCGCCGCCGAUGCUAAAGUGACCCCCCAGGAAGCAAUAGAGUACGCCAUCGCCACGGGAGAUGAUUUGAACGUGGUUCCGGAGACUUUCAAGCCCGCGAUGGAGGUCAGACGACGUCGGACACGCCCUUCAGCCCUUCAGCCAUCCUCGUGUGUCGAAGGCCGCUUCGUCCCAACUGAACAAGAGUCUGGGUUUUGGACGGAGAAAGGAUUGGCUUCGCCGAGUCCGUCAGAGUUCAAUGCGAUCCUCCAUUUGUGCCGUCGGGAGCACGAUUCUCUCGACAUGAGCGACUCGGAAGACAUAUCUGUUCACACUCCCCAGAGAGUUGGCAGCGUAUCCGGUGAGGAUUACACAUCUAACAUCCACGGAUGGAGUCACGGUAAGCUUGCCAGGUCGGCGAGCACGUCAGGUGUACCUCUGUCGCUGGUGAGAGAAAGCUACCACUCGGCUCGAAGUCCUCCUACAAACCUACCUGCACUUCAGCGACAACAAGGUAGAGCCGGCCCGGGGAGAUCAAGAGGAGCUACGCUGAGCACGCCGGCGGCAAGUGAUGCCCAGCCCUCAAGGCAGCUCUGGGAGGUUGCUGGGCGAUAUGAAACGAGAGAUAGACAAAGUCACUGGGACAAUCGAAGUCCACUUGGCCGAGUUAGCCCACUGACAGCAUUACCCAGUGAUGAGAUGUUAAGGCUGCAGGCAGACCCGAAUGUCACCAACCACGGUAACAGCGACGAGACUGGGCGGUCAUCGAUGCGGACGCGGCUUCAGAAGAGGAGUCAGAGUCCUAGUCAAAUGGUAUAG
Messenger RNA from Capronia epimyces CBS 606.96, 2190 nucleotides. Its product is annotated as chitin synthase. The coding region runs from base 1 to 2190 and encodes 729 amino acids. The record is from RefSeq and is a predicted model, not a curated record. Gene Ontology annotation, cellular component: cell septum; cell periphery. Lineage: Eukaryota; Fungi; Ascomycota; Eurotiomycetes; Chaetothyriales; Herpotrichiellaceae. The transcript has a single exon. Gene Ontology annotation, molecular function: chitin synthase activity.